GCAAAAAUAAAAUCUUCCUGAUACACAGCGAGAAGUCCCACAACUCAGUUGGGAAGAUUCCAAAGGCUCAUGAUUUUAUUCUAGGUUGAGUCUAGGAGAAAGUUGGACAUAGCAAGUUGAUAUUCCAAUGUAGAGGUAAGAGAGAGAACAAUGGCUAAGCAUGGUCUUAAACUUGCGAUGCCCUCCACACCACCAACCACCAGGAUGCCCGGCACCAGAACAUUCCAGGCAUUCCCGUGGUGGGCAAAUAGCAGGCUGACUGGCAUGUCGGACCCCGCGAACACUGGGUACUGGUUUGACUGCCACCAUGGCUGACAUGGAAGUGGCUCUCUCCCCUGCCCAGAUCGAGGCACUUCACCUCAGCCCCUCGCUGUCCUCCACCUCCACAUUUUCCUGCCCUUCCUCACCUGGAUCCUCUUCUUCCUCGUCCUCCUGCUCGGACUGCUCUUCGGACUGCCCCAACCAGCACCAGUCGUCUUCCAGUCCAAGAAGCUCCAGCCCCAGUGGCUGCAGCAGCAGCGGCAGCGAUGCCAUUCGGGGCUGCAGUCCUCCUUUGGACAUCAUAUCUGAGGACGCUGUGGUGCUGGACCUGGUCAUCGACCCUGAAGUGGCCCUGAAGGCUUGCCAUGAGGUCCUGCAGAAGGUCAAACUCCUGAAAGUUGAGGAAGAACCGGAGUUGUUGGAAAAGUGCAGCCAACGACGGCGGCUGCCCAAAGGGACAGUAUACAUGGAGCCUUGCAACACAGGUUUGAUUAAAGAGGAAGAACGGCAUCAUUCUCCUCAACAAAUAACGCACACAUGCUUGCCGUCACAACAGCCUUGUGACACACGUUCGAUUAAAGAGGAGGAUGAAGAGGAGGAAGAAAAGCGUGAUCCUCCCCGACAAAUUACGCAGACAUGCCCUCAGUCGCUACAGCAGAACGGCGACCAGUCCUCUGCGGCAGCCAAGCAGUCCUUGCUUUUGCGGCUGUUUGAAUCCAAGCUCUUCGACGUCUCCAUGGCCAUGUCCUACCUGUACAAGUCCAAAGAGCCUGGCGUCCAGGCCUACAUUGGCAACCGCCUCUUCAGCUUCUCGGACGAAGACGUGGACUUCCACCUGCCCCAGCUGCUCAACAUGUACGUCCACAUGGACGAGGAUAUGGGCGACGCCAUCCGGCCCUACGUGGUGCACCGCUGCCGCCAGAGCAUUGCCUUCUCCCUGCAGACGGCAUGGCUGCUCGGCGCCUACUCCUCCGACAUGCACAUCUCUACCCAGCGCCACUCGCGCGGCACCAAGCUGCGCAAGCUAAUCCUCUCAGACGAACUAAAGCCCCACUCAGCUUCUAAAGGUGUGGGUCCCGCCGGUGCUGCGGACGCCAGCCCUGGGCUGCGGGACGUUGCCCACAUUCGACACCACCAGCGGCACACCGUGGAGCCGCCCCCGGCCCCCGACAGCCAAAUCAUCCCUGCCGAUGCCUACCUCUCGCCUUCCAAGCGGACACAUCAGCGAUCGAAGUCGGACGCCACGCAUUGCACAAGCCUGGGGAGUAGCCUCAGGAGAACAGCCAGCAACCCCAAGGUGGAAAGCGGCUACGAUGAGGUGAGUACCUUUUUAACAUAUUUUGUCAUACAAAUUCUCCCGAGUGGCGCAGUGGACAACCACUGCAGCUUCUACCACAACAACUGCUGUUCCUACGUCCACUAUUACUGCAGCACCUACUACGACAACUACAACUGCAGCUCCAACGACAACUGCAACUGCAGCACUAACUAUAUCAACUGCAGUUCCUACAACAACUCCUACAGCCACUACAUCUUUAGGAUCUACUACGACAGGGACAACUUCAGCUCCUACGACAACAACUGUUGGUCCUACGACCAUUACAACUGCAGCACCUACCACGACAACUACAACUGCAGCUCCAACGACAACCGCAACUGCAGCACUAACUAUAACAACUGCAGUUCCUACAACAACACCUACUACGACAACUACAACUGCAGCUCCAACGACAACUGCAACUGCAGCACUAACUAUAUCAACUGCAGUUCCUACAACAACUGGAGCUCCUACGACAAGUACAACCACAGCUACUACUCCAAUAACCGUAGUUCCUACGACAACAACUGUAGCUCCUACGCCCACUACGACUGCAUUAUCUACUACGGCAGUGACAUCUGCAGAUCCUACGAAACCAACUGCAGCUCCUACGACCACUGCAACAGCAGAACCUAUCACGACAACUGA
This is a messenger RNA of Coregonus clupeaformis (lake whitefish), 2227 nucleotides long. RefSeq names its product phosphatidylinositol 4-kinase beta-like. Bases 308 to 2227 code for a protein of 639 amino acids. NCBI's taxonomy places the organism in Eukaryota, Metazoa, Chordata, Actinopteri, Salmoniformes, Salmonidae. The record is from RefSeq and is a predicted model, not a curated record. The transcript is spliced from 6 exons.